AAAUUAAUUUUUUUUAUUAAAAAAAUUUAUAUAUUGAUAAAAGUAACUAGGUCAUUUUUAUCAACCGAUAGCCUUGAUAGACAGUGAAAGGCGGAGUUUAAAAUCCAGCAGUGGGAUUGCCAUAACAUUCCUCGUUUAUAUAAUAACUCAAUUUAUUAAUAAUACCGCACGCAAUUUUUCUUAGUCUUCUCCGUUCUUCAGCAUCUGACAGUUUUAUUUUAUUUAACUAAAAACUUCAAUAAUAUGAAACUUUACGCUGUUUCUGAUGGUCCACCAUCUCUCGCUUGCAGACAAACAUUAAAAGCUCUUAAUAUUGAUUAUGAGCUGAUACCUGUUGACUACUGCAAAGGAGAAUUUUUAACUAAAGAAUAUGAGGAGCUAAAUCCGCAAAGAGAAAUUCCGACUUUGGUCGAUGGUGAUUUGACAAUGGGUGAAAGUCAUGCAAUUAUACAAUAUCUGUGUGAUAAAUAUGAUAAAGAAGGUAAAUAUUAUCCAAAGGAUCCUAAAGCUCGUGCUUUAGUCAAUCAUCGGCUUUGUUUCAAUUUAACAACUUAUUAUCGCAAUAUUUCAGAAUAUGCCUUUGGUCCAAUGUUCUUUGAGUACGAGCGCACAGAAAUGGGCUUAAAAAAAUUAAAAAUGAGUUUGGAUGUUUUUGAAAAAUAUUUCACACGUACAAACUUUAUCUACUGCGCUGCAAAUACUUUAACAAUCGCUGACUUUGCAAUGAUAACAGCAACGAUUGGACUAGAAGCGAUAAAUUUCUCUCUCAAACCCUGGCCGAAGGUCAACAAAUGGUACAAUGACUUCAAAGUAAAGCACCCUGAAUUGUGGGAAAUUGCAGCUGGAGGCUUAAAAGAGCUGAGCGAUUAUGAAAAAAAUCCUGACAUGACUAUGACUUGGGUGCAUCCUAUUCAUCCAAUGCGUAAAAGCAAAAAAUGAAACAUUCCUUGUAU
Messenger RNA from Cotesia congregata, 953 nucleotides. The record is from the annotation of a GenBank genome assembly. NCBI's taxonomy places the organism in Eukaryota, Metazoa, Arthropoda, Insecta, Hymenoptera, Braconidae.